GUGUGUGUGUGUGUGUGUGUGUGUGUGUGUCAGACGGUCAUCAUGGAGACGAGGAACGCUGACGGUACCUGGCCCAGCUCCAGACCUCAGAUCAUGAGAAACUCUGCAGAGGAGCAGGACUCGUACCGGGGACAGCCGGGGGUCUGCGGACUCACCAACCUGGGCAACACCUGCUUCAUGAACUCCGCCCUGCAGUGUCUGAGCAACACCCCCCCCCUGACGGAGUACUUCCUGCAGAGCUCCUACCUGGACGAGCUGAACUUCACCAACCCUCUGGGGAUGAAGGGCGAGAUCGCCGAGGCCUACGCCGACAUCAUCAAGCAGAUGUGGUCCGGCCGCCAUUACUCCGUGGUGCCGCGCGUUUUCAAGACCAAGGUGGGCCACUUUGCGUCUCAGUUCCUGGGCUACCAGCAGCACGACAGCCAGGAGCUGCUGUCCUUCCUGCUGGACGGGCUCCACGAGGAUCUGAACCGGGUCAAGAACAAGGAGUACAUCGAGCUGCGUGACGCCGACGGCCGGCCGGACCGGGAAGUGGCGGAGGAGGCAUGGCGGAACCACCGGCGGCGCAACGACUCGGUGAUUGUCGACACGUUCCACGGCCUCUUCAAGUCCACACUGGUCUGCCCCGAGUGCCACAAAGUGUCUGUGACCUUCGACCCCUUCUGCUACCUGAGCGUCCCUCUUCCUGUCAGUAAGGAGCGCGUCAUGGAGGUCUUCUUCGUCUCCCUGGACCCCCACGCCAAACCGGUGCAGCACCGGGUCGUCGUCCCCAAAGCAGGAAGAGUUUCGGACCUCUGCGCCGCUCUGUCCGACAUGACCAGCGUCCCGCCCACACAGAUGGUCGUCGCUGACGUCUUUAACCAUCGUUUCUAUAAAAUCUACAACCCUGAGGAAUCCCUCAGCUGCAUUCUGGACCGAGACGACAUCUUUGUGUAUGAGCUGAGUCAGGAGGACGAGGACUCGGUGCUGCUGGCGCUCUACCUGAGGGAGCGCUCCCACUACAGGGACUACGGCUCCAGCAGCAACUCGUACGGAACCACGCUGUUCGGACAUCCGCUGCUGCUCAACGUGCCGCGCGGCAGCUGCAGCCAGGAGGCGCUCUACAGCCUGUUCCUGCAGCGGCUGGCGCGCUACGUUCGACCUCCUGACCCCGCCGAGGAGCUGGAGGAGGAGGAAGAGGAGGAGGAGGAGGAUGAAGAGGAGGAGCUGUAUAAGACUCAAACCAACGGCAUCAGUGAUGAUGAGCAGAAUGCCUCGGAGACAGCCGGACCCUCAGAACCAGAACCGUGUUGCAGCAACGCAUCUCCAAACGGCCCGACAGAUGGCCCCGCCCCAGACCCUGACCCAGACCCCGCCCCCUCGGGUCCCGUCGCCACAGCAGGUGACCCCCCUCCUGGGGUCAACCAGAGCCUGGCCUCUCUGGACCAGGGAGACACCGAGGUCGGGAACGGCUCCCUGAACCCGGCCGCCGGCAACCCCGACGGCCUGAGCGCCAGCGGCGAUCUGGGAGCCGACGGCGAAGCAGACGGGAACGCCGAGCCGCCAGCAGAGGCAGCGCAGCCUCCCGGAGAAACCACCGAAGAAGAAAACGAGGCGGACAAGCAGGAGGAAGCCCGCUCACCCAGUCCCCCAGCCAAUGAGUGUCCAGCAAAGAGGCGGGCGUGUCGCAAGAGGAGGCGGAGCCUGUUCACCAUCCAGGCCGUCAACUCCAACGGGACGACCGAGAGAGGGAUGGGAGAGGGAGGGAGCGCCGUGUCCUUCAGCUCUCAGCCGUACGUCGCCAUCGACUGGGACCCCGACAUGAAGAAGAGGUUCUACAACGAAAACGAAGCCGAGCGCUACGUGAAGCACGGCAGCAUGGAGGUGCCGCAGCAGCAGACCACCGUCCAGCUGCAGCAGUGCAUCGAGCUCUUCACCACCGUGGAGACGCUGGAGGAGGAGAAUCCAUGGUACUGCCCAGUGUGUAAGAGGCACCAGCUGGCCACCAAGAAGCUGGACCUUUGGUCGCUGCCGGAGGUUCUGAUCAUCCACCUCAAGCGGUUCUCCUACACCAAGUUCACCAGAGAGAAACUGGACACCAUCGUGGAUUUCCCCCUCAGAGACCUGGACUUCUCCGACUUCCUGCUGAGGAAAGGCGUUUCGCCAGAGGAGCCGCCGAGCCGCUACGACCUCAUCGCCGUGUCCAAUCACUACGGAGGACUCCGAGACGGACACUACACCAGCUACGCCCAGAACAAGGACAACGGUCAGUGGUACUACUUUGAUGACAGCAAAGUGACCCAGGACCAGGACCAGAUUGUGACUAAUGCUGCCUACGUCUUGUUCUACCACCGACAAGACAAGAUCAGGAAGCCCACUCUGCCCGCCCCCUCCAUAAGCUCCGCCUCCGCCUCGCAACCUGCCAACGACAUCACAGAGGCGGGCGCCACGCCUUCCUGCGGCUCCAUGGAUACGGACUGAACGUCUUGCUUUUUCUUUCUUUGACUCUGGACACUCAGGAUGAUUCUGCUCGAUUCGGACCCAAACCCGUCUGGACCCGCGGGUUCAGACGGAGGAAACGGCCCGAAGCCUUUAAGACGCUCUGAAAGCGAGUUUAUUUCUCUUUGAUAAAACACCAACAUUCCACUGGACGCCCGUUUUCCCUGCGAGCCGGAAGGGUUCGGUCCGUUUCCUCCUCUGGAAUUAAACUCUUCAUGAUUUUUCUGUAAAUUUCACUUGAUUGUAGGAAGAAGUCGGCCGGUUCUGGUGAGCAGAACCCGGGCCGAUUAUUUCUAACGACGCUGUCAGGGAUUUUAAACGUCUGUUUGUAUAUUUAGCUUUUCUCCAGAUAUUUAUUUGUAAUGAAUUGUCUAGAUGAUCGGCUGGUGACUGGAUUUAUUUUCAUAUUUAUAGAUUUAUAAAGUCGUAUCGGUCCGGCGGACGGGUGUACAGUAUUUUUGUAAGUAAUGUGAGAUGAAUGGUGUCAGUGGUGGGCGGAGCAGCCGGGAACGCUGGGCCCAUUUCUUUCUUUGUCUUCCUGUCAAAUAUCAGAGGAAAUUAUUUUAUUGUACUUCUAAUCUUUUGAUAUGAAUUAAAGGAUUAUCACCACCA
Molecule: messenger RNA, 3090 nt
Organism: Poecilia reticulata (guppy)
Lineage: Eukaryota; Metazoa; Chordata; Actinopteri; Cyprinodontiformes; Poeciliidae
Source: RefSeq, a predicted model, not a curated record